Messenger RNA from Venturia canescens, 984 nucleotides. RefSeq names its product mpv17-like protein 2. The coding region runs from base 301 to 882 and encodes 193 amino acids. Gene Ontology annotation, biological process: mitochondrial ribosome assembly; cellular response to reactive oxygen species. The record is from RefSeq and is a predicted model, not a curated record. The transcript is spliced from 3 exons. Lineage: Eukaryota; Metazoa; Arthropoda; Insecta; Hymenoptera; Ichneumonidae. Gene Ontology annotation, cellular component: cytoplasm; mitochondrion; membrane.
GCGACGUCUAGUGGCGAUGUAUCAAAAUGCUGCUAACCUCAAAAAACAAUAGCCAGCACUUUCAUAUUUAUUUUUAGUUUACAAUCAACAUAAUUUAUAUAAGUAUGCAAUUUUUUGACAGUAUAUCUUAUAGAUGAUAAAAAAUAGAAGUAAUAGCGUUAACAAUCGUGAUGACGUGCAGUUAGAACUGCGAAGUUCUUGUCUUCAAAUGUCGCGUGAACCACGCGCGCAAUUGCAAUUUUUUUUUUUAGUUUUUUUUGUCCUAUCGCUGAACAACAAAUAUAUCUGGUAUUAUAGAAAAUGAACAUUGCUCGUGGUAUGGGACUAUUUGUAACAAGAGUCAAUGUUAUUAAGGAACAAUUGUUCUCACCAAAAAAUCUUUUCUACACAAAUGUUGGAAUAUCCAUAUCUCUGUCCGCCGUGGGUGAUAUUCUUGAACAACAUUAUGAAAUUCUUAAGGGUGAGUGGGAACGAUGGUGUCCAAACCGGACAAGAAACAUGGCAAUUUCGGGCAUGUCGGUAGGAAUAAUUUGUCAUCAUUGGUAUCGAUAUUUGGACAAAAGAUUGCCAGGACGAACGAUCGGUAUCGUAGUGAAAAAAGUGGUGAUAGAUCAACUGGUCUGUUCACCAUUGUGCAUCGCAAUGUUUUUUAUAACACUAGGCAUUCUUGAAAAGAGCAAUUGGUCCGAGUUGAAGGAGGAAAUACGUGAAAAAGCUCAUAGAUUAUACAUUGCUGAAUGGGUAGUUUGGCCGCCCGCUCAAUUAAUUAAUUUUUACAUAUUACCAACGAAAUAUAGAGUCUUAUAUGACAACACGAUAUCAUUGGGUUACGACGUUUACACUAGUCAAGUUAAACACGACAAGCCGAGAAGCGUUAUUUGAUUAAGCUCGUCUAUCAGGUAUAGAUUUUUUCAAUUAUAUUUUUGUUUUGUCUGCAAAUAAAUAUGCUGAAUCAAAAUGAAUUGAUGCAGCUAAAUCGUUAAA